UACCGAACCCCGCACUUCCGAGCCUCGGCUCGCGUACAGGUGCCUCCAUUCGCCUGCAAGGAGACGUGGAUAGUGGGAUGGAUUCAAGCGUGCAAUCACAUGGAGUUCCACAACAAGUAUGGGAAGAAGGGGAUGUCUGAAAAGAUAUAAUGCGACAGUACUUCUGACUGUAGGCUUCCCUGUAUUCAAAAGAAGUAUGACACACCUCCGGAGGUACCAGCAGCACAUGCGCAUAGGAAACGGCACUGAAGUACGACACAGAAAAGCCCGUAACAGAGCAAACUCUAAUGUAAGUUAGAAGCCAUGUAGAACUAAUCAACAAUCUUGAUUACUAAAAAGAACAAGGAAACCAGAUCAAUUUAAUAAUAAUAAUAACAAAGAUCAAAAGUGUACAGAUAGAUCUGAGCUUUAUAAUAAGAGUUAUGUGUAUGAUGUUGUGAAAGGAAACGGAUAGUUGUGGCUGUUUGUUUCUGCCAUUAGUGACUAAAAUGGAAGGUUGAAAAAACUGGAAUAACUGGACUGAAUUGAAGAAGCAUAGUGCAGCGUUUUGGAUGUCAGAAUUGAUAGUAAGAGAUCACAAAUAUGUAAAGUUUAUUAGGGGAUGGUAAUCGGACACUGGUACGACCCGUUACACUGUAGUGCAGCUAAAACAUUGACACAGUUCUGAUAUGCACACUGCACUGGUUGUGGGAAAAUGUAGGAAGUAAGAAAAAAACAUCAGAAUUAAAAGAAAAACAUGCAAAGCCUGUGAAUUUUUUCCUUCCGUUUUUACUAGAGGAUUAGGGUCCCUCUGCUGUUUACACUUGGCCCGUGACUCUGCAGUGUUGCACAAAACAAACAGACCUGCUUCAUUUGCCAUUUGCACAAGUACAGGUACACUGGAAUGCUUCUCUUCACCAACCCCUUCUUGCGCUCCACAGCUUAGGGGUCACAGUGCAGGGUCAGCUAUCUUCCAGUGCUUCUGGAGCUGGUGGAUAAGGGCCUUGCUCCAGGGCCCACAGACAUGUGACUGUUCUGCUGAGGUGGAAGAUACAAACCAGCGAUCUUCUGAUCACAGGCACUGAGGCUUGGCCCGCUGAACCCCUCACCGCCCAGAAUCUAGGCAUUCUGGCCAGUUACAAGCUGAUUCUUUUACCAGAAUUAGCUACCCUUUCACAACGUUAACAAUCCUGUCAGAUCACAUGGCGAUUUGUUUCCUAUUCAGAUAAAAGCAAUUAACUGCAAAGUUUUUUCCAGCCUUUUUCAGUUUAAUAAGGUUAUUAUAUAUUAUAUAGUUAUUUUUUAUUUUGGAAUAACAAAACAACCUUAUCUCCCCGUAACCCAGAAGGAUAAGCGGUUUGGAAAAUGGAUGGAUGGAUGGAAAACAACCUCAUUUGUAAAUUGAACAUGACUGCAUGUAUCUGUGUGAUUUAAAAUCGCCUGUCAGGCACAGUAUUUAUAUACCUUUUCUUAGAUGCUUCAUUUCCCAUAAACUUCCCCCUUUUGAGAAACAGUAAUGUGAAUUUGCGGAGGGUAGUGCGGGGGGUAGUGGGGGUAUAACUACUGUUUAUGCACCCAUUUCCUGGGAUUGUUACAACUAGAGACGAAAUCUGUUGUGACUGAUAAAAGCCAGGCUAAUUCACUGGCUCCAGAAAUUGUGGCCAGCAUGUGGAAAAGAUCUCCUGUGGGGGGUGGGGGGGGCAUUCUUACUAUAAGGUCAGCUCUGUUAUGAUAAAAAAAGGUACUUUUGUGUAAUCAGCAUAUUAAACAGAGCAGUGCAGCCUCAUUUCCCCUUGGUGUUUUAAUUAAUUCUAGCCCUAGAGCAUCAAUGGAUUUUUCUGUUGCCAGUGACAUUGAUGCGAGCUCACUGGAACAAGCAGGGGCUCAUUGUGAGGCCGUCACCCGCCUGCAAGCGUGGGCACACUUACUCUACCUCUACCCUCACUUAACAGCAAAGAAACAAACAACCAUAAUAUCAACCAGCAACUGGGAGGUUGUGAUCAAUCAUGUAGAGUGCUGUAUAAAUGUCAAGCUGGGAGCUUCCAGACCUAAGGGAUGGUAAGAUCCAAGCAAUAAGUGAUUCAGACGGUGUGAACUACCCCUGGUACGGCAAUACCACAGAGACAUGCAUAAUUGUGGGUCCGACAAAGAAGGAAAGUAGGUUCACCGUGAGCAUGAAUGACAACUUCUAUCCUAGCGUGACGUGGGGAGUGCCAGUGAGCAACAGCAACCUGCCUCAGCUCACCAGCAUACACCGUGAUCAGAGCUUCACCACCUGGUUAGUGGCCAUAAACCAGGGGACGGGCGAAACACUGGUACUGCAGACCAUCCGGUGGAGGAUGCGACUGCACAUCAAGAUCAACCCGGACAAGCCGCUGGGCCAGAGAGCGAAGCUGAUGGAGCCGGUGUCCCAGGAUCAGCCACAGAUACUGGCUAAGAAUGAGUCCAUUCCACCUCAAGCCAUGGUCAAACCCAACGCCAACGAUGCCCAGGUCCUAAUGUGGCGGCCAGCGACUGGAGAUCCCAUUGUAGUAAUCCCUCCCAAAUACUGAAUGCCUCAUCCAGCUGGUUUAAAGAAAAACAGCGGACAUCAUGGGUUUUUACAAAAUGGACAUGUUUCAUUGACCUGAGACACAAACUUAUACAACUGUAAACCAUUCUACCUUUCAAAUGGAUUGAGCAUCAUCUUUACAAAAUGAAGAGCGGAUUUAUACACAUUUAACACAAACUGAGAUUAUUUAUUGAGAGGCAUUGUUUAUUUGUGCAUAAGGAAUUUUGCUGUUGUGUUAUUUUGGUCAGAGGUGUGUUCAAUUAAAAGAAAGAUUAAGAAUAUGUCAGACGAAGGAAUAUGCAAUACUCAACCGAGAGAUCACAUGCAAGGCAUCUAUCUGUCCAUGUGGCCUUACACUUAUAUUGCUUUUCAUUGACAUAUUUGCCUUAAACUCAGUAUGAUGCAGUAUCCAUGUCCUGUGCUCUUUGCAAGGCUUACCGACAGAGGAAAACAGACAGCUGAGGGGAACAGCAUAAAGGCGGGGCAAGGAGUACAUGGGGAAGUGAUACCAGCUGACACUAUGAGACACAUUGUUGUGCUUGAAAAAAGAGCGGAUUGAACGGAAGUCAAAUCACUGAUGAGAGUAAUACUGACCACUGGUGUAUAAGCCAUGUCACGCAGAGCUAUAUUAGUCCUGCAUGUUGAAUAGAGGGCCGAGGAUUAUUGUGUUGCAACAAAGCAGCAUCCUCAAAACCCCGUGGGGCUCUCCUGUGACAUUGACGGGGCGCAGCAGAUUUCUUUGUUGGGUACUGCAGCUGAAAUUAUGGUCCCGGUCUGCACUGCGCUGUCUAAUUACUCAGGCCGUGUGACAUCAGCUACUUUCUAGUGCCAUGGGAGCACCAGCAUGUGAUCAAUAAGAUUAUUGAUAUGCAAUCGUAGAGGUUGGCAGGCUGCCAAGUCAGUGGUACUAUGAAUAACUCUGACUGUAGAAAAAUGUUUUUCCAUGGAAUGUUUGCAUUGUGGAUAAUAUUCCCGCCUUGGAAGGCUGGGUAUUGUGUUAAAUUCUGCAUCAGUGUGCCAUCCAGGUGCUCUCCUUUGCUCAUGGGAGUUAUACUUACACAAAAAUGUUUAGAAGGCAGCAGAAAGAAAAAUUAUUGGUUCAGGGGGAUAACCAAUCAUAUAGUUGAGGAGGUGGGUCCAAGCAACUGCAGGGGGCGAGACCAACCAAACAAAUGUCUCGGUCCCGCCUCCACUAGUUGCUUGGACCCACCUCGUCUAUAAUCUGAUUGGUUAUAUCUCUGAACUAAUUGUUUUUCUUUCUGUCCUCAAAACAUUUUUGUGUAAGUAAAAUUCCCAUGAGUCUCUGUUUCCUGUAAGCUAACAGCUGAAAUCAAGGCCACAGUUGUAAAACUGGCUUCUGUAUUGUGGCCUCAACCUGAAUAUGACAGUGAGUCUGACUGAAAGCACCAUUCGCUGGGACAUCAGGGCAGCUUCCUGGGGUAGGCUCUAAGCCAGGGCUGGGGAACCUGUUCCAUGGUGGCCCCGUGUGGGUGCGGGUUUUUAGGAUGGCCUCUCAAUCAGCCUAUAAUAGUGGCUCCCCAGGGCUGGGGUUGAGAACCACUGUCUUAUUAUUGGCUGAUUGAGAGGUCAUUGCAAAAACCCACACCCACACUGGCCCUCCAUGGAUCAGGUUCCCUACCCCUGCUCUAAGCUCACCACGACCCUGUACUUGAUGUGUGGUUUACAAGAUGGAUGGAUGGAUCAAAGCACAGAUUGAGCAAGAAUAUCUUUUCCAUCUCAGACCUGCUGAAGUCUUGAAAUAUAAUUGCUGUUUGUUGGAUAACUUAUUCAUGUAUUCUCUCCAUUUUUUAUGUAGUCUGAUUGGAGGGGAUUACCAUAUGUAAAUAUAUUUUGGAAUUAUUUGUAUUCUGAUGUAGAACUGGGCUCUGCUGGGUCAGAGAGUUAAACAUUGAUCUCAUUUUUACAAGAAAUAAUGAUUAUAGAUAAGUGUUUUAAGAUCUUUGGGUUGAUUCAUGCAUUUGUUUAAAGAAAUACUGGAAUGGACUGCAGCAAUGGAGUGUAAAUGAGUUUGAGAUGUAGAAAUGAAUUAAAUUUCUACUUCAGAGUUUUACCUUCAGAGUAUUAAUUUUCUCCCUAGUGAUUUCUCUACAGGGUUUGCUUUUGGAUGUUGCAUUAAUGUUUUCUGCUGUGAAAACCCAGAGUGAAAGUGGGCUAAGCGGUUGUGAAGAAUGUGCAUUGCAUCUGGGAUAUAAGAUGGACAAGCACAGGAGAUCUUACUGUCAUAUAUACUACCUGUUAUGGUCAGAGAGCAUGGAAUGAGGUCACUAUCUACUGAGUAGUGUUGACUGGUCAACAUUACUGCGCCUCAGUAUUGGAAGACCACUGUAAACCUUUGAAAUACCUGAAACUGAAUGUUUUGUAAAGUUGUGAUUUUACUGUAGACAGCAUAUUGUGAAAUGCUGAUUAUUUUUGAUUCAGAGGACACGCUAAGACCUCGCAAUUGUUCGCAGCUGUGCUACUUGCAUUUUUCCGUCAACGUAAUUAGGGUACCAGUUCUCACAGGUUAUAGGUUGCAUAUGCCUGUCGCCGGCAUUGAAUUUCCUGUAGUCUUAUAGGCCACUGUGGGUAGAGAGCAUCCUUAGGAUGUGGGAGGACCAUGGGAGAGCUGUAAUUAGCACUGUUGAUACUGCCCAGCAUGGAGUGGCCAGGAGCAGCCGCUCGCUUAUCGAGAACUGGUGGAGCACUUGCUCCCGCCAUUCACAUUUACCUCUUCAUUGAGCGGGGACAGGUCCUUGGAUGUGCUGCCCUCUGUCAUGUUUCAGCUUUCAGAAGUGUUAUAAAAGCUUUACCGGCUCUUGUUUAAUUGAAACGUUUCACAUUGCUGGGUUCUGUUUCUCGUCGUAGCACAAAGGCUGCACCCUUUGCACGCAGACACAUUUUCACAUGCAUAAACUGCGACUUUGUACUUGUGUCUGCAUUUUGUUGAAGUCCUGUCUGUGUCUUGCUACGUGGCCCAGCCCGAGAUGCAAGGGACGCCCACUUUUUCGUCGCCAAACUCAUGCUCAGAGUACCGGGGAGGCGGCCGUUUAGCAUCAGUGGUGACAUUUACGGGUGCACCAAGUGUUAGCUCAACUCAGAUGGGAUUUAAGUGUCAAGCAUCUCAAACUCUGGGCUGCUUGAUUUCCAGGUUGUGAGAAACCAAACCAGCUCAGAGAGGGAUGCUCCUGUGCUCUGAUAAAAACUCUUUACUAUUGUGACUGUGCUGUUUCAACAGAGGACGUGGAAGCCAUGUUUUGUGUGAAUACACUGAAUUGGACACACUGUCUGCUCUAAAACACCUUACUUGGCAGCUGCCUGUGGUUGAAUGGAAUAAUGCUGCUGUGUUUUCCCUGUCUUGCCAAUACGUGUCGUGAGGUAUUCCUGUGACGUUAUCUUUGCGUAGCCUAGAGACAUCCCAGUGAUAACACUGAGUAUUCAUUUGCAAAAGGUACUGUAUGAAAAAGCCACUGGAAUCAGCACAGAUAUCAGCCAUAAGGUUAGAGAAAUUCUCUUAGUGCAAGGCAGAAGUGUGAUGAAUAUUUAUUGAGUCCCAAACCAUGUUCUUUUCUUUGAGGGAGACCCUACUAAAAUGUAUUGCAAUGCUACAGAUGACAGCAGGAUUUUUAAAAUAUAUAAAUCCUAUAUUUAACAUUAAUACUUGAAAUGGAGUAUUAUUGAAAAACUGUGAAAAUGCACAAUAUUCAAAUAAAAAUGUUUUAUAAUAACCAAA
Messenger RNA from Brienomyrus brachyistius, 6260 nucleotides. RefSeq names its product protein FAM78A-like. Bases 2004 to 2531 code for a protein of 175 amino acids. The transcript has 3 exons. NCBI's taxonomy places the organism in Eukaryota, Metazoa, Chordata, Actinopteri, Osteoglossiformes, Mormyridae. The record is from RefSeq and is a predicted model, not a curated record.